This is a messenger RNA of Oncorhynchus nerka (sockeye salmon), 1650 nucleotides long. Its product is annotated as major histocompatibility complex class I-related gene protein-like. Bases 88 to 1101 code for a protein of 337 amino acids. Gene Ontology annotation, cellular component: external side of plasma membrane. Gene Ontology annotation, biological process: immune response. The transcript is spliced from 2 exons. The record is from RefSeq and is a predicted model, not a curated record. NCBI's taxonomy places the organism in Eukaryota, Metazoa, Chordata, Actinopteri, Salmoniformes, Salmonidae.
AAGGAUAAGCGAAAGAGAAAGUGUCAGACUCGAGAGUUAGAAACUGUUUUGUGAGGCUACCGCAAAAGCAGUGAACAUUUCUCAAUCAUGGGCAAACUGUCUGUCUUUUUGUUUGUUCUUUCCUUUUCCACCAUUGUCAACGCAGGUUCAGGAUCACAUUCUCUGUGGGCACUUGCAAAUUACAUCAUCGGAGAGACGCCUUUCCCUGAGUUUACGGUUGUGGUGAUGUUGGAUGACAUCCAUGUGGCUUACUAUGACUCCAACGAUAAACAGCCUGUCUACAGGGGACCUAAACCAACAGGAAAAAUACAUGAUGAAUUAUUUCAGGACGGAGAUUAUGUGUUUGGAAUUAUGUACCACCACAUGAAAGGCAGAUCAUUUCACCUAAAGCACCACUUUAAUCUCACAGGAGGUGUUCAAGUUCAGCAAAGAAUGUCUGGCUGUGAGAUGUUAGACAGUGGUGAACCAGCUCUGAUCAUGGAAAAAGACACUUUCAAUGCCAUUUAUACAGAUCAAACGUUAUAUUACAACAUGACACAUUUUACAUAUGAUGCUGGGAAACUACGACCAGGAUAUGAUGGGGUGAGGAGAGAAUAUCUUAGAACACUUUUUGGGAAUGUUUUCCUUCCCAUUUGCAUCAGAACACUGAAGACAAUCCUGAAGAGAGAGAAGAACGUUGUGAUGCGUAAAGUUCCUCCCAGACUCAGGUUGAUAAAGAAAGAGGUUUCUGGAGAGUUUCAGGUGAGCUGCCUGGCGUUUGGUUUCUACCCCCGCCACAUCAACAUGACCCUGCUGAGAGACGGCCAGCCAGUGGCAGAACAGGAGCUGACAGGGGGGGAGGUGCUGCCUAGUGGAGACGGGACCUACCAGCUGAGGAAGAGUCUGGAGGUCAGUACUGAGGAGCUAAAGAAGAGACACAACUACACCUGUACUGCCUCUCACCUCAGUCUGGACAACAAGCUGGAUGUCAGUUGGGAGUCUGGGGCAGAGAGAGUUCACCUAUCCACCCUCUCAGUUCUACUGGUGAUGCUGCUGAUUCUUAUUCUAUUGGGCAUUUUCAUUUGUGUCAAAUGGAGGAGACGCACCGCAUCGCAGACAUAGUCUCAACUUGCCACGGUUGAUGCAAAAGUGGAGGAGUAAAUUAACCUGUCUUCAGAUUCUAAGGGACAGCCCAUACUUUUGAUACUGAAUGUGUUGUCUUUUGCAGAUCAUCAUUCUAACAAGUUGUCCUAUUAUAAUGUGAGCACAUAAGCUGCCGGCGGGCCCAGUUAUACAGGAAAGCUUAACUCGUGCUCUGCCUCUACAGUCCGAGUGGCUAUUCCUCACGCACCUAGAACCUAACGCUUCAAUAUAGUAUAAAUAUUUAUGAUGAUAGAUGCUUGGCUGCCAUUUGACAUAUAUUAACAUUAUCCUAUUUCUGUCAUAUGUUGGGUACAGUCGGCGCUUGCCUUUGUUGGUAAUUAUUGCAAUAGCAUGUUCAAAAGGUUUAAACCAGUUCGCAAUUGUUUUAUUUCAUUCUUUGGCCAAAUUAAGUUCCAACUGUAAUGCUGUGUUUGCCGCCAUUAUAAUAGCAUGCUCAUAUAUUCCCUAUGAACAACUACUUGACUGACUUUUGAUAUUAUCCUAAUAAAGUGUAGCAACUUUUGUGAA